Molecule: messenger RNA, 348 nt
Organism: Paramecium octaurelia
Lineage: Eukaryota; Ciliophora; Oligohymenophorea; Peniculida; Parameciidae
Source: the annotation of a GenBank genome assembly
AUUUUUUGUCUGAAUAAAACUCAAUGAUUUCAAUGACAUGUUGUAAACUGCAAACAAUGUGGCUACCCUCAGAAUUUCAUGAUAAUCCUCAUAUCCUUGAUGACAUCUUUAGAGCUAUUAGUAACUUCACCACAUGUAGUAAUAGAGUAGCCGGUAGCUACCUAAGUUCAAAUUCAAUUAGGGAGAGCUUGCAUUUGUAUGUUGUUUCUAGCAGACAAAGUUGUUUAUAUGAUUGCUCUAAUUGUACAAGCCAUCCGGAAAAUCAAUCCUGAUCAGAAUGUGUAAUUUAAGAUAGAAGCAGUGCAAAUUGGGUCAAAAAAACUAUAACACUAAACCACUAAAUGAAAA